CUGAGCGGACAAUUUGAGGACUAGUUCUGAUUAACAGCAGACUUAUUAUUUUUCGUAUUACGUAUCAUACUUAAAAAAACAAAACGUACAUAUAUACACACAUAUAUUCACCCACAUUGAAGAUGCAAGAUGAAGAAAGAUACAUGACAUUGAAUUUACAAUUGAAAAAAAGGAGUUCUAGCCAAACAUCCCAACUUAAAUUUAAAGAUUGUUCUGUGAUGUUGCACUGGUAUAAAAUCUUAUUGGGGAUAUCUGGAACAGUAAAUGGUAUUCUGGUUUUGACUUUGAUCUCCCUGUCUUUACUGGUUUCUCAGGGAAUAUUGCUAAAAUGCCAAGAAGCAAAGAAUUCAAAUAUCACCCAACAUGAUGAUAUUGGAAACCUGAAAAUGAACAGUGGCACAAGAGGAAAUAUAACUAAUAAGGACACAAGCCACUGUGGUUCAAAAGCUACAGACCAUUCAGGGUUGUGCCCAUCUGAAUGGCUCAAAUAUCAAAAAAAGUGUUAUUGGUUCUCUAAUGAGAUGAAAAGUUGGAAUGACAGUUACAGGUAUUGUUUGGGAAGAAAAUCUCAUCUACCAAUCAUUCAGGACCAACUUGAAAUGGCUUUUAUACAGAAAAACCUAAAACAAACAAACUAUGUGUGGAUUGGGCUUAACUUUACAUCUCUGAAGAGGACAUGGACCUGGGUGGAUGGUUCUCUGUUAGACUCAAAGACAUUUUUCAUAAAAGGACCAGCUAAAGAAAAUAGCUGUGCAGCCACCAAGGAAAACAAAAUUUAUUCUGAAACCUGCAGCAGUGUUUUCAAAUGGAUUUGUCAAUCAAUCAAUAAUCAAUGAUCAAAGUUUUUUUGCCAACUAGGUUCUAAUAUUAAUCUUAAGGAGUAAGAAUUUAAAACUACAAUUAAAAAAUAGAACUACAAUUAAACAACAAAAUGUCUUCUCCAUUUUCCCUCCAUCAUCUACCUUGGUUCUAACCUUAGAGUACACCAUGUAAACAAUCUAAAAUAGUCCCUUUCAAUGUUUUAUGUGGUAAUAUAAUCCACUGUGAGUCCAUGCCUUCAUACUCAGGAUUUUUAUUCAUUUUUCAUUUUACAGCAAAUGUGAUCAAAUUAUACCUGCUUUUCUGUAUUGUGCUUGUUUAAUUUGUAACAAUAUCCUAUGCAAAUUUCAUAUAAUUCUGAGUUGCACUUUAGUAUGGAUUCAUACAUUUUUUUACUGCUUUGUUGAUGAACAUUAACUUUGUUCUCAAGUUUUUUCUACUGUAAACUAUGCUGCAGUAAACGUUCUGAAUAUCUUUUUAAAAAGUAAUACCUGUUAUUUCUUUGAUAUAAAUCUUAAAACUGGAUUUUAUGACUCAAAAGCAUUAAAUAUGUUGUUUUCUUUAGAUUUCAUACAAUUUUAAUCUAAAUUUAGAAACUAUCAUAAAUUUAUAAGAUUACAGGUACAGGGCAAAAGCACUUUCCUUCUUCCUGAACCUCUUGAGAAUUACUUGUCAGACUGAUACAUUUUAUUAUAAAAUUUCAAGUAUCAUUGGAUACUUUUGUGUAUAUUUUCUACAAAAAAAUCCCUUACUUAAUCACAAUUAAAUGAUCAAAAUUAACAAACUAGCAUUGACACAGUGCUACCAUUCUCAGACUCUCUUUAAGGUUUGCCAAUUGUCUCUAGAGUAAAAGAUCCAGCUCAGAAUCAUCUCCUGCAUUUAGUUAUUAUGUCUCUUUAAUCUCCUUAAAUCUAAAAGAGUUCUUUAGCCUUCCUUGCUAUUCACAACUUGACACUUCUGAAUACUACAACCCGGUUAUUCUGCAAAAUGUUCUUCAGUUUGAAUCUGUCUGAUUAUUUCUCAUGGUUAUAUUCAACUGCUCCUUGGCAGAAACAGUGAGAAGUUCUCACUGCAUCCUUUCCGAUGGCACACACAUUUAUUUGUUCCAUUGUUGAUGCUAUUGACUUUGUUCACAUGCUUAAUCUGAUGUCUAUCAGACUUCACUAUAAAGUUUCUCUUUUCCCUUUGUAAUUAAUUAAUAUUUUGUGGACAGUGACCAAGAUGGUUUUAACAUUCCCUUCAGCUUAACUAAAUUUUAGAAAAGCUUUGUUCUUCCUAUCUAUGAGCCCCUGACCUCAUUUUUAGACCAUUUACUUGAGGAAACUUGUAAUUGGAAAUUCUGUCUCCGCUUCUUUGAGAUGCAAAUCUUUCAAAAAGUUUUUUAAAGGCUUUUCAACCCAGAAAUGUCUCUCUUAAGGACCAGAGAGGUAUUCCUUUGAAAUGUAAUCAAGAAAAGUAGCACCUCUAUUCCUUAGUUUCUGUGGGAAGGUAGGAGGCUAACUUCAGUGGGCAUCUAGAUCCAAGUUGUUAAACUCUUUCCUAUCAUGAGGGGAAGAAUGAAGGGGAGUAAGUCUGACGGGGAGAUGAACCAUGAGAGACGAUGGACUCUGAAAA
Callorhinus ursinus (northern fur seal) is the source of this 2433-nucleotide messenger RNA. RefSeq names its product killer cell lectin like receptor F1 (gene KLRF1). NCBI's taxonomy places the organism in Eukaryota, Metazoa, Chordata, Mammalia, Carnivora, Otariidae. The record is from RefSeq and is a predicted model, not a curated record. Gene Ontology annotation, cellular component: plasma membrane.